This is a messenger RNA of Eucalyptus grandis, 1493 nucleotides long. RefSeq names its product serpin-ZX. The record is from RefSeq and is a predicted model, not a curated record. The coding region runs from base 159 to 1373 and encodes 404 amino acids. Gene Ontology annotation, molecular function: serine-type endopeptidase inhibitor activity. Lineage: Eukaryota; Viridiplantae; Streptophyta; Magnoliopsida; Myrtales; Myrtaceae. The transcript is spliced from 2 exons.
CACCUGUCUCCAACGCAAUACUCGGAGAUUCGAUCCCUCUCUCUUUUUCUUUCUCUUAACUUGAAUUUAGUAGUUGCUGCAUAACUUGCAGGUCUAGGUUCACUUCUAUAGAGCGGCUCUCUAGUGCUUUUUACAAGGCAGCCAGUGAGCUACUUCUCAUGGGAAAAACUCUCUCCAAACCCGGUCCAGCUCCCCAAAAAAUGGACCUAAGAGAAUUGAUCGCCAACCAGACCAGCGUCGCUCUUUCUCUCUCCAAGCAGCUCCUCUUGACCGGGGCCAAGGACUCCAACCUCGUCUUCUCUCCCCUCUCUAUCCACGUCGUGCUCAGCCUCAUAGCCGCCGGCUGCACGGGGCCCACCCAGAAUCAGCUCCUCUCUUUCCUCAAGACAAAAUCCACCGACCACCUCAACUCCUUUGCUUCUCAGCUCAUCACCGUUGUGCUGGCCGACGGCAGUGCCGCAGGUGGGCCCAAGCUGUCUUUCGUGAACGGCGUUUGGAUCGAUAAGUCGUUGCCUCUCAGGCCUUCUUUCAAACAGGUAGUGGACGCGUCUUAUAAAGCGGCCACUAAUCUUGCCGAUUUCAAAACCAAGGCUAUUGAGGUGACCAGCGAGGUUAAUACGUGGGCUCAGAAGAAGACCAGUGGCCUUAUAAAGGAGGUUCUCCCAGCUGGCUCAGUUGACGGUACAACCCGACUCAUUUUUGCGAAUGCCCUCCACUUCAAAGGCGCUUGGAAUGAAAAGUUCAACUCUUCGAAAACAAGGGACAACGACUUUUUCCUUCUUAAUGGGAGUUCUGUUCAAGUUCCCUUCAUGACUAGUAAGAACAAGCAGAUCCUCCAGGAAUAUGACGGAUUUAAAGUCUUGGGACUUCCUUAUAAGCAAGGGAAGGACAGGCGUCACUUUUCAAUGUACUUAUUUCUCCCAAAUGCAAGGGAUGGACUCCUAGCUCUCGUGGAGAAAAUCAGUUCUGAAUUUGACUUCUUGGAUCGCCAUCUGCCUCACAAAGAGGUGGAAGUGGGAGAAUUCCGAAUCCCGAAAUUCAAGAUAUCCUUUGGAUUCGAAGCUUCAAAAGAUCUGAAGAAGUUGGGAUUGGUAUUGCCGUUUUUAGGCCAAGGAGGAUUAAUGGAGAUGGUGGACUCCCCUGAAGGCCGAAGUCUCUAUGUCUCAAGCAUAUUUCAUAAAUCCUUCAUCGAAGUUAACGAAGAAGGAACAGAAGCAGCCGCCGCUUCUGCUGGGGUUGUUACUCUGAGGAGUAUUGAUUUACCGGAGAAGAUAGACUUUGUCGCCGACCACCCAUUCUCGUUCCUGGUGAGAGAAGACACGACCGGAGCGAUUUUGUUUCUGGGUCAGGUGCUCAAUCCGCUAGCCGGAUGAUCAUAUGUGGAUUAAGAGCAUUUGUAUUCCUAACUAGAUAUGAACUAACAUGAGAGGUUGUAUGGUUUAUUGCAUACGUGUGAUGUCUUAAUCUAAUAAUGCACAAUUACAAAACGCCAA